Messenger RNA from Acanthochromis polyacanthus (spiny chromis), 1907 nucleotides. RefSeq names its product coagulation factor IIIa (gene f3a). Bases 119 to 982 code for a protein of 287 amino acids. The record is from RefSeq and is a predicted model, not a curated record. Lineage: Eukaryota; Metazoa; Chordata; Actinopteri; Pomacentridae. Gene Ontology annotation, cellular component: membrane. The transcript has 6 exons. Gene Ontology annotation, molecular function: protein binding. Gene Ontology annotation, biological process: blood coagulation.
AGUCAGAGCUGGUCAGACUGACGGCAGCAGAGGACCGGAGCUGAGAGCUGAGACACCGCUGGAUUAACAUCUCCAUCUGGACCUGAAUCUGUCUGCGCUGAGAGGAACGAGCCUGAGGAUGACACGGACUCUAGCAGCCCUCUCUUUGGCUUUCCUUUUGUCCACACACGGAGCUUCGGGCUCCUAUCCUCGAGCACAGAAUGUCACUUGGAUGUCCAUCAACUUCAAAACUAUCCUGACCUGGGAACCCAAACCUUCAGCUGAUUACUCCUACACGGUGGAGUUCUCUGCGCCUGGCGGGGACAAGCAGAGGAAUCUUCAUUGCAUCCGGUCUUCACUUACAACAUGUGAUCUGUCCACCUCUUUGACCGACCUGAACGCCUGCUACACGGCCGAUGUCCUGUCUGUACCCUCGAAGCUGGGAGCCUCUGACCUGAUUGAGUUUCCCCACACCACCUCGUCACGGUUCUGCCCCUACAAAGACACUGAUAUAGGCAAACCUGAAUUUAAGUUGAAGGUGAGCGAAGACAAAAAGAAAACCACCUUGUAUGUGACUGACCCGCUCACCGCCCUGUUUAAAGACGGCCAGCAGCUGAAUAUCAGGGACAUCUUCUCUGAUCAGCUGCAGUAUAGAGUCACCUAUCGUAAAAACCAGAGCACCGGCAAAAAAUUGUACACCUCCAAGACCAAUGAGAUAGAGCUGUCCGAUCUUGAUCAAGGGGAGAGCUACUGCUUCACUGUCCAAGCGUACAUUCCAAGUCGUAGCGUUGACAAGCAGCUGGGAGAGAUGAGCCAACCCCAGUGCUCCAACAACGACAACCCGUCCAUCUUAAAAGUGUAUUCCAUAGGAGUGAUUGCUUGUGCCAUCUUCCUCAUUUUGCUGCUGAUUGGCAUCAUCGUUGCUGUCACCGUGGUCUGCUGCAAACGCAGGAAAAAAACUCUGAAAAAUGAAAAGGACGGAAUGCCACUCGAGGUUAUAUAAUGUAUAUCUGUUUAACCACACACACACAGAAAUGUUGGCUUUACUUGCUUUGUGAGGACCCUCAUUGGCAUAAUCUUCCAUAACCCCUGACCCUAACCUGAACAAUGAUGACUGAAUGCCCAGACCUAACCCAUUCCCAAAUCUGUUUCUCACCUUAACUCUUCAACCAAGUCUUUAAAUUGCCGUUUAAAGUUGUGACGACCAGCCUAAAUGUCCUCACAAAGUGUGAAAUGUCCUCACCACAGUGGUUCUGAGUGAGACGUGGUCCUCACAAAGACAGCACAACAAGCCACACACACACACACACACACACACACACACACACACACACACACACACACACACACACACACACACACACACACACACACACACACACACAUAUCACUGUGCGGUACGUCUGAACUGGACUGAGGCUGGAGAAGAUCAGAUCUAGUUCAACAUUCCACUGUCAAACACUGGAAUUAAUCCUUCCUUUAGUUUCUGUGAAACUCUGUUAGGCCUAUUUUUCCUGCCUCAUUUUCAGCUGCACAUUAACAGACUUUAGGGAAACACUGAUGGAGCUCUCCUGCUGUAAAGGUUUUCAGUCAUAACGCUGAAGCUGUAAUGUUUCAUUUAUUGUCUUUUAUAUUUGGAAUAGUGGUACCUCAGAUGACCGUAGAUAAACACUACCAAAUCAUUCUAUUUAAUUGAUUUUAUAUUCUACUUUAUAGCAUGAUGUGACUGUCAUGAUGAUGGUUUUUGGGAUGCUUAUGGGAAAUAUAGCAUAUAAUAUUUUUAUAUCUGACACUUAAUUUAUUGUGUUUAUUUGAAAUUAACAUAUUUGUUCAUGAUGCUGUUUUAAGCUGUUUUAUACUUGACAUUGUUGCUGAUCAGUUUAUGUAGUUUAAUGUGGAAAAAGUAAUAAAUGUUUUACAGAACACAA